Aaosphaeria arxii CBS 175.79 is the source of this 1557-nucleotide messenger RNA. Its product is annotated as UPF0103-domain-containing protein. The coding region runs from base 325 to 1314 and encodes 329 amino acids. The record is from RefSeq and is a predicted model, not a curated record. Lineage: Eukaryota; Fungi; Ascomycota; Dothideomycetes; Pleosporales. The transcript has 4 exons.
UUCAUCCUGUCACUUUCCUCGUACUGUGUAAGUCUUACAGUCAAUAGUACAAGGUACCCGCUACCUACGUAGUAGGUAACUAUGUAGGUGUGUACUCCGUACCUGCCUCGUACUUAAGUAAUAAUACCUAGGUACCUACCUACCUAGGUAGUUACCUUACACAGGUACCUAGAUACCUACACAGUAAGUACUCCAUACCUAGGAAGGUAUCCAUCAUCACCGAAACUGCUACUGCCACCACAAAAGCUUUGGCUUCCCACCACACCUCAUUCCUUCACUCACCCGUUCACCCAUUCACCCAUUCACCCAUUCAUACCCUCGACCAUGUCUUCUUCCAGGGAGGCCUCACAUGCGGGUUCAUGGUACUCUCACAAGGAAAACGAGCUCAGUCGGCAGCUCGACAGUUGGCUUGACGCUGUCCCCUCCUCCACCACACCCAUAGGACAUGCUUCCGCUGUUCAAGGUCCCCUCACACUACCCACCCAAGGCGCCCGGGCUAUCAUCGCACCGCAUGCUGGAUACUCAUACUCCGGCGCUGCUGCGGCUUGGGCAUACAAGAGCAUCGACUGGUCCAAUGCUCAGCGCGUGUUCCUUCUUGGCCCCUCACAUCAUCACUAUCUGACAGGCGCUGCUACGACCACCUUCGAAACAUACGAUACGCCCCUAGGAUCGCUUCCCAUAGAUACCGAGCUCGUCCAAUCGAUUGCCAAAGAUUGGAAGUUGGACUGGAUGUCCGCCGCCGUGGAUGAGGCCGAGCAUAGUCUAGAGAUGCAUCUACCCUACAUCUAUAAAGUGCUGUCAAGAACACAUGAUCUCGCAAAUCUGCCCCGCCUCGUCCCCAUAUUGAUAGGUAGCACGUCGGCAGCCACGGAACGCUCUCUGGGCAAGCAUCUUGCACCUUACCUCGCCGACCCGAAGAACGUCUUCGUCAUAAGUUCCGACUUCUGCCACUGGGGCUCACGCUUCAGGUACACCUACUACGUCCCCAAAUCCGGCCCACCCACCCAGAUAAGAGCUGGCAUUCCCGUCUCCGAUCGACCAAUCCACGAAAGCAUUGCCGAGGUGGAUCGGCAGAGUAUGGACGCGGUGGAGUCGGGCUCACACCAAGGGUUUCUGAGCCAAUUGGAAGCUACAGGCAAUACUGUGUGCGGAAGACACCCCAUUGGCGUAUUCCUGGCUGCUGUUGAGACGAGCGAAGGCAUUGACAGAGAGAACGCUAGGUUUAAAUUCGUCAGGUAUGAAAGGAGUAGUUUGGUACAGAGCGUGCGAGACAGCAGCGUCUCUUACGCCAGCGCAUUUGCAGUUUUAUCAUGAGCGAGCAUGGCAUGCAUGUCACAGACGACAUUGCGAGCGUAAGUUGUGAGGUGAGUGGAUCGGUUUUCCGGUGGACGUGCAAUUCUUAGGGCGCUGAGGUUCACGCGAGUAGCAUGCAUCAGGAUAAUCAAGCAUUUGAGCGUUUCGAGAUUUUCCCGAGCCCUGGUGAGAGGAUUGUAUGUCUAUCUCUACGCAUACGAACAAAUAGUCUUACAACGAGAACUAGUCUUUGUAGAUUCGUGA